This is a messenger RNA of Rangifer tarandus platyrhynchus (Svalbard reindeer), 1842 nucleotides long. The record is from the annotation of a GenBank genome assembly. Lineage: Eukaryota; Metazoa; Chordata; Mammalia; Artiodactyla; Cervidae.
AUGGGGGAAGAAGGCGGCGGCCGCAGCUGUGGGACCACUAGGGAGCUGCAGAAGCUGAAGCAGCAGGCGAUGGAGUAUUACCGCGAGAACGACGUUCCGCGCAGGCUGGAAGAGCUGCUCAACUCCACCUUCUACCUCCAGCCUGCCGACGUCUACGGGCACCUGGCAAACUGCUUUUCUAAACUUGCAAAACCUCCCACCAUAUGCAAAGUCGUGGGGAAAAAUGUGCUGGAUGGACUUGGGCUUCCAACCCUCCAAGUGGAAAUAUUCUGCACCAUUCAAAAUUUUCCCAAGAACAUAUGUUCUGUGGUGAUCUCAACUCACUUUGAAGUCCAUGAGAACGCUUCACCUGAGCUAGUUGAAGCCGAGGAAUUAGAAAGGUUGGAUGCUGUCAGCACCGCAGUGCAGUGGGUCAACGAAACCAUCACUGAGGAGCUCCAGGGCCUAGUGCCCUCCAACCAGGCUGAGGUGGAUCAGGUGCUCAGGACAUUCUUUGAAAAUAAAGUACAAGAAGAUAAGGAGAGAAAAGAAUUGGAAAAGAACCUAGAAGACUCAACAGUGCUUUCACCCCAGCCACCACCACCCCCACCUCCUCCUCCACGUCCAUCCAGGAAAAAAGGACAAAAGCAAGGUCAGAUGGAGACUGCUGCAGAAAAACCAGUUAUACCUGCAGAACCUCCUGAGCCUGUCCUCUGUGGCAGCAUGGCCAUAGGGGCCGUGUCACUGGCUGUUGCCAAAACCAGUGCCGUGCUGGACAAUAAUCCUCUCUACCUGAACAUUGCAUUAUUGAAGCACCAUCAGGAACAGCCAGAAAAGCUAACUAUACCUCUUCUGAUGGUGUCGCUGGUCAGCUGUGGGAAGUCAUCACCUGGGAAGCUGAAUUUGAUGAAAGAAGUGAUCUGUAUACCCCAUCCUGGAUUAACAGCUAAACAAGGUGUGAAGAUGCUUCUGGAAAUUCAGAAACACAUCAACAAAGCAGUUGAAAUGUCACCCCCUCCAAAGCCAGAGGUGAGAAAAAGUCAUGAUGGAGGCAAAAGAGGCCAACAGCAGAUCACCGGCAAGAUCUCCCAUCUUGGCUGUUUAACCAUUAAUUACGACACUAUAGAGCAGCCACUGCUCCUAAUACAAGGAAUCUGUGCAAACCUGGGGCUAGAAUUGGGAACAGACCUGCAUCUAGCCAUCAACUGUGCUGCACAUGAGCUGAUGGACUAUAGUAAAGGAAAAUAUGAAGUGAUGAUGGGGACCUACAAAAAUGCAACUGAGAUGGUUGACCUGUAUGUGGAUCUGAUCAACAAGUUCCCUUCAAUUAUUGCCUUAAUUGACCCUUUCAGGAAGGAGGACUCUGAACAGUGGGACAGCAUCUAUAAUGCUCUUGGUUCCAGGUGUUACAUAAUUGCAGGCACCGCAUCCAAAAGCAUCUCUAAACUGCUGGAGGAGGGCAACAUCAGCAUCCUCAAAUACAGCGGGCUGAUCAUAAAACACACAAACCAAACCACCAUGUCAGACCUGGUGGAAAUAACCAACCUCAUCAACGGUAAGAAGCACAUCGCUGUGUUUGGAAGCACAGAAGGAGAGUCGUCUGAUGACAGUCUUGUCGAUUUGGCUGUUGGACUUGGUGUCCGGUUUAUCAAGUUGGGAGGUCUUUCUCGUGGCGAACGGGUGACUAAGUACAACCGCCUCUUUACUAUAGAGGAAGAACUUGGCCAGAAUGGAACACUGGGCUUCAAUGAAGAACACACAUUUUUCAACUGGAAUGAGGAAGCUGAAAAGGCUGGUGAGCUGCCCGAGGUCCCUGAGCCCAUCUUCCCCACAGAAGUUGCAGAGGAACUUGCCAAACUUUGA